AGUUGCCCAACAAGGCAGUGCAUAUUCGCUACCUUACUGAAACGUCUUGGAAUACCGCCCUAAAUGUCAUAAGUUUUUCUAUGUAUAACAAUUUUCUAGGUGCGCCCGCCACUGUACUAUUUUGCAAGUUGUGAAGGCAAACAACCAGUUCAAAUUUUUUAACUGUACAACUUGCAGUCCUAGUCUAUGUUAAUACUUGGUCAAUGGUUUUCACAAUACAUAUGUAAAUAUGUUGAUUAUGUUAUCAUAUUUAACCAUCAGCUGACUGCGAGAUUAUAUUUGAAUUGUGUUUUAUGUAAAAUACAGCAAAUAUUAUAAUACAGCAGUGAGCGGGAUGGCGGAUGAGCCGGCACUUGCUCGUCUGCAGGCUUCAUCCGGUGCUGUCGCUGCGCUCGUCACGAAUGGCGAAGGUUAUGUUGGCGUGACUUGUGACGUAGUUACCCUGAUACCCAAAACAGAAAUAAAGGAAGAAGCAGAUUUUUCUGUAGAUGAAAUCUGGAACCUGGAGAAUGGUGCAAGGUUCUUAGAUGACUUGGUGAACUUGCAAGAUAGCGAAGCAGAUGUUAAGAUUGAUAAAGGCUUACAUGUUAAGCUUGAGGAAGAUAUUGAAGGUUCUUCGACUCUGCUACCUGACGAGGAACGGCUACAAGAAAAUGAACUACAGCUGCCAGAAAGCGACGAGGCAUUCGUGCGGAUGCUGCACGACCAGCGCAACACGUGCCCCGUGUGUGAGCGCAAGUUCCGGCCCCCGUCGAGGCUGCGGCGGCACAUGGCGAUCCACAGCGACGAGAGGAAGCACAAGUGCAGCGAGUGCGGGGCGGGCUUCAAGACGCUCAGCACGAUGCGCACCCACGAGCUGACGCACCGUGCCGUCAAGCCCUUCAAGUGCAGUCUCUGCUCUUCCACCCAGUGCACGAGGAGCGCCCUCCAGAAGCACUUCAACAAGAAGCACAGCAACACAGACAGGCGCGUCACCUGCGACAUCUGUGACAUGAGGUUCCAGUCCAGGAGCAGCCUCAAGAACCACGUCUUGCGCCACUCGGGCAAGACGGUGCUCUGCACGGCCUGCGGCCGCAUGUUCUACUCCGAGAAGGACCUCCGGACCCACGUGGCCAGAGCCCACGAGCUGACGAGCAGGGAGGCCCCGGAGCUGUACGAGUGUCUGCACUGCGACCGCGUGUACACCUGCAAGCCCACCCUCGCCAACCACAUGCUGUCCGUCCACCUCCGCGUGAAGGAGUACGAGUGCCCCGUGUGCGACAGGGCCUUCGCCGUGAAGGCUCACUUCCAGAAGCACAUGGCGUGCCACUCGGGCGAGAAGUUCAGUUGCAACUGUGGUCGGAGCUUCUCCACCAAGACCAGCUUGGAUAGGCACAGUCUGACGCACGUCAACUACAGACCCUACACCUGCGCCAUGUGUGGUCUCACCUUCACGCAGAAGAGUUCCGUGGAGAGGCACAUUGUCACCAACAUGGAAAAAGAACACUAUAAAAGGUUUGGUACUUGCAAACCCAUUACAGGAGGGCGGGGAGGAUACUACACUGGUCAAGAAGAUAGUUGGUGAAUGGGCUGUGAAGGUGCUCAUUUGUAUGGAAAUACAUUGGGUAAUAUUUUGACUUCUCCUGUGCCUUUCAAGACAAACUUGAAACUAUAUUUCAUAUUUUUCUAAAUACUUGUAUUGGUUACUUGAUACACUGUGAGGUGAUAUCUUAUAAACAUGGGUCAAGAAUGUUUGGUGGUCACAUCACUCGCUUCGUACCAAGACAAUCCAGGUUCGAUUCCUGGUGAAGUGUAACCUGGAUUUUUCAUAAGUGGAAAAUGUGGCAGAGAUUGGCACAAAUUGGUGGGUUUUCAUUCUCUUCCCUUCCCAGUGUCACCACUCUAUCUCAUCUGUUCAGGCCUUAGCUGUCUAAUGACAUCCAUGUUGAAGAGACAUUAAAUAUUAAGUUAUUAAUUCAUUUUGAACCUUCAGUAGUCAUGAGGUGACAUUUUGAAAGGUUUUGUUGUAAACUGGUGAUUAAAAGUACAUAGUUUAAUAUUUUAGUGUGCAGUAGAACCUCGUUAAUCCAGAUCAACUGGGGCCGGGGCUGAUCCGAAUUAACGAAAUUCCGGGUCAUUCAGAGAAUGAGGGGAAAAUCAUUAAAAAUAACGUGUAUGUACUUACCACAAAUAUUUUUAAUGGAGUUUAUAAAUUAUUAUUGGCACACUUUCACCUAAAAACACUCAGUAUGUAUUUACACUGUACGCAAUGUAGGUACAAACUAGUCGGUAGUAAGAAAAGGCAGUGAGCUUUUGCUGCCCUAGUUUUAUGUAUUGCUUGUACAAGUAGUGUGAUCUCUCAUCCGCUUUAGCAUUAGAAGCUCGUUUAGCGAUUUUUCGGCUGGACUCUCGGAAUAAACCAUCAAUUUAACAGUUAACUGUGUAACAACAGCAGGUGGGUGAGUGCAGUGAACUCACCUGCUGGCAAGUGAAUUUAUGAUUUAUCAUCUGUAAAACAAGUCUUCAUUUACUAACAAAUCAAUUUUUUUUCCAAAACUGAUCCGGGUUAUUCGGACGUCUGGUUUAACAAGGUUCUGCUGUAUUUUAUACUUACCAGAUGUUCAGUGUGUGUUAAUAAAAAUCACAGACUUUUGUGGCCAUUGUCUGGAGUUAAUUAGUUUCUGGGUUGUAGCUGCAUUGAAGGCAGGGCAGCAACUAGAGCCUCUGGCACCCGGGGCAUGAAUGGAUUCGUGCGCCCCCCCCCCCCUCUUUUUUUGCACAUACCACACCAAUAAAGCGUGGGGUCUGGGGGCCCUCCCACGGAAAAAUGGUGCUAUUUAAGCAUUUUCGGUACCUACAUGUAACAGUUUCUGUGCUACUGUAACUUCCAUGCCUGAACCCACUAGUAGGAAUUACAAUGCAAGCUAUUUCGGCGCCCCCACAGCUUUGCGCCCGGGGCGUACGCCCCGCUUGCCCCCCCCUAGUUGCGGCCCUGAUUGAAGGUUAGCAGGCUGUAGUAACAAACUUUCCCUGAGGUGUUUGGACACAAGCACAAUAUUUGUGAAGAUGGAAUACAAUCACUGCCCCAUGUGUAUGUCGAAAUCUUUUAAAAAAACUAUCUACUGUUGUUGGCAAAGGCUCUCCAUGUUCCUCGUUUAUAAUUUGUUUUCUUGUGUUGCAUACAUUGUGUCAUCUGUGUUAUUUUUGAUGGCAACCGAAAAAUUGGUGAAAUCUUCACUUUCGAUGCAGGUACAACCCAGAAGCCAAGCAAGUUCAUUGUGUGGUUGGUUGGUUGUUUUUUUUUUUUUUUUUUUACAAAAAAUGUUUGUGUAAACAUCUUAGCUCUUGGUAUAUGGCAUUUGGUAGGAGUAACUUCAUAAAUGGAACGGAAGUGUUUAAAUACGGUGCUGAAGGCUUCAAGAUGGCGGACCCAUUUGUAGCAACGUAAAGCUGUAUAUAGUCACUUCUGUAAACUUUAAGGAACAUACCAAACUUAUUGGUGUGCCAAAUGAAACUUUAUGAUAGUUAAACUACCCUGGCAUAUAUUUGGUAAACUAAAAUAGUUAUAGUAAAAAGUUAUAACACAUUUUAAAAUAUGCAAGAAAACUGGCAUUACAAUUUUGAUAGUACAUAGUCUCCUUUCGAAUAGUUUCGGUAGCGCUGCGGCAGAGCGUACAUUUGAAAAGCUUAGGGGGUAAUUCUUGAUACGAUUCAAACCUCGCCACUGCAAAACGUAUCACUUUUUUUAAAUAACAAAUUACUGGAUUAUACUAAUUGAAUCACCCUGAGGUGAAAGGGACUAAGUUAAUUUUUAUGAGUUCUUCAGGAGACACAUAAAAACAUGUUUUAAAACACAGACAUAAAAUAUAUAAAUAAUAAUUUCUGAACAAUUAUAUACCAUUUUAAUUUCUCUGCAGUAAAUUAAAAAAAAAUUCUAAAAUAUUAAUGAACAAAAAAAUUUUUUUUUUUUGAUUUGGUCCCUUCAUGUCAGGGUGACUCAAUCGUGUUUUAAACAAAUAUGUAUUACAUUUUGUUUUCUUAUUGCUAUAAUAUUUUUAAAUACAUAGCUCAGUCCAUUGGAUUAUUUCAUGCUAGGCAGAUCUUAAUCCUUUAGUUUUACUUAAAAUUAUAUUAGGUAGGAUACAUAUGCUUAAAAGUAAUAUAAACAAAAAAAAUCAUUCUUAAUAUAUAUUACCCCUAUAUUUUUUAGGAAAUGAAUGUCCGCAUUAUUAAUGAAUAAACAAACACCACCCCUGUUCGCCUAAAUAAAAAUGUGAGAUGGUUUUCCUUUACUUCAGAUAUGAUUUGCCAACUUCAUUACGUAUAUAUUUUGCAAAUGAAGUGUAGAAGAUAAAAAAAAAACAUUCACCAGGCUACAUAAUAUUUUAAAUAAACAGCUGCAAUUUUUAUAUAUUUUCAGUUUUGGUUAAAUGGACAGAAACAUGUUUAUCCUACCCUGAUAUGCUUGCUUUGAUCAGCAACUGUGUAUGAAGUAAGGAUUAUUUCUUCUCUGCUGCUAAACAAACUUGUAUGCCCACUAUUAUAUUCAUGGCUAUAACAGAAUGUAUAGCAGAAAUUGGGCAUUGUGUGCAGUGGGCUUAGCUGUUUAAUGAAUUUUAACAAGAUGUGCAGUAUUUUAAUAAAAUUCCUUGUCUAAAAUCAAGUCCAAAGCUGGAGUUUUUUUUCCAGUGUCUUUUUUGCUUUUAUUGAAGCUUCUUCAAACUGAUAUCUGUACAUGAUAGUGGCAAGCCACGUAUACGAUUCAGGCAGGUGCAUAUAGUACAUGUCUUAUUUGAAUCCAGAAAUUUUGGUACUUGAAAACAUUUUGUGAAUAUUUAUCAUGCUCGGCACUGAACAGUGAGAGACGCAUUGCCGUGCUUUUAUAAGGCCAGGUUUAUAAAAUACGCAAGCUACGCAAUAACGUAAGAAACGCAAGACACAAAAAAACAACACGAUUAUUGUUGAAUUUCCAACUUUAUUGCAUUUUGACUUGCAUUUUCUACGGACAUGUUGGAACUUUUGCUUAGUGAAAGAAAAUAACACGCUUGGAAUAAUUUUUUUCAAGAAUUCUACGUUAAUUGUUAUGCCAGUUUCAUAUAAGUUUAUUUGCAAUAUAAAAACAAAUGAAUUUUCUCAUUACUGAAGUUAGAUGUUUACACAUCUCUGGUGAUUACUGAAACACACAUUUUGUUUCUUAUUGAGAUCAUGCUCAUUUAUACGAGGCAGAGAUGGGUUGUGAACUCUUUGCAAAUGGCACACAUUGUGUGACUGAUUCUUUGAAUCAGGGUGUUUUGUUAACUUUAUUGUAGAGAGAGCCAACUGUAUAGAGAGUCAACGGCAUUUUAAGUGUUUCAUGACAGGAGGGAGGUUGAAAUAAGAAUGUGGGGCAAUAUAUCACCAUUUAAAAAUGUUGAAGUGGUACAAAUGAUGUUACUGCAAGGUAUUAGUACAAAGAGCCUUUGAAUAAGGACAAAAAUGCAUCAAAUAUGCAUGGUGUGUGUGUAAAUUUGCUAAGUUUUGUUUAUUUGUGUAGGCUGUUUUUGAGUCACAUUUAUAACCUGUGGUUGUACACUUCUGAAUUGAUUGUUAAGCUGUUUAUUUUCUGUUUGGGUGGAUCACUGGGGCUGUGCUUUCUUGGUACUAUUUGUUAUAAUGUACUUCAGCAGUGCUGCUUGUCUGCAGAAAAACGAUGGCAUUGUAGAAACUCUGGAAAAGAUAUAAUCGUUAAUAAAAUGUUGAUAAAAA
Bacillus rossius redtenbacheri is the source of this 5724-nucleotide messenger RNA. RefSeq names its product zinc finger protein 771-like. Bases 335 to 1564 code for a protein of 409 amino acids. The record is from RefSeq and is a predicted model, not a curated record. Gene Ontology annotation, cellular component: nucleus. The transcript is spliced from 6 exons. Gene Ontology annotation, biological process: regulation of transcription by RNA polymerase II. Gene Ontology annotation, molecular function: RNA polymerase II transcription regulatory region sequence-specific DNA binding; DNA-binding transcription factor activity, RNA polymerase II-specific. Lineage: Eukaryota; Metazoa; Arthropoda; Insecta; Phasmatodea; Bacillidae.